This is a messenger RNA of Hippocampus comes (tiger tail seahorse), 10426 nucleotides long. It is a transcript of the gene frya, whose product is annotated as furry homolog a (Drosophila). NCBI's taxonomy places the organism in Eukaryota, Metazoa, Chordata, Actinopteri, Syngnathiformes, Syngnathidae. The record is from RefSeq and is a predicted model, not a curated record. The coding region runs from base 62 to 9280 and encodes 3072 amino acids. The transcript is spliced from 63 exons. Gene Ontology annotation, biological process: cell morphogenesis; neuron projection development. Gene Ontology annotation, cellular component: cell cortex; site of polarized growth.
UUUUUUUGUGGGGGGGGACUAACUUGCUCAACUGCCCUGACAAGUGGUGAGGUUAGCACACAUGAGCAGGCAGAGACAGAGGCGGCAAGCAGGAAGAGAGAGGGGGGCAAGGAAAGAAGAAGACGAAGGGAACGUAUCCUCCUCACAUGGAAGAAUGAUGGAAGUGACCCGGGGCUCGCCGCCUGCCAACAUGAGCUCGGAGGCCCAGAGAGGGACGGGAACGGGGACAGCGUGCCCGCAGGAUGAGGUGGUCUCGGGGCGCCUUGCCAAUUUGGAUGCUUUCCCGCCGCGGGACUUUAGAGGGAAGUUUAAAAAGAUGCGGCACAAGAAGAGGCCCACCAUCCUUGAAACCUCGCCCGUGGGCAAUGGCUACAACAAGCCGCCCCUCCCUCCGGUCUGCAGUCCUCAGGGGGAGAAGGGCCCGCCGGUCGCCAUGCCCAUCAGCGUGGACCCGGAGAGCAAGCCUGGUGAGUACGUCCUGAAGAGCCUCUUCGCCGCCUUCGCCACCAUGUCGGAGCACAAGAUCCGCGUCAUCAUGGCGGAGCCACUGGAAAAGCCCUUGUCAAAGUCUCUUCAGCGGGGGGAAGAUCUUCAGUUUGACCAAUUGAUGAGCACCAUGAGCUCCUUGGCCGAGUACUGCCUGCCCUCCAUCCUGCGCACUCUGUUUGACUGGUACAAACGGCAAGUCGGCCUGGAGGAGGAGCUGCACGAGUACCGGCCCAGAGCCAACACCAAGUCCAAAACUGAUGAGCAGCAGCGGGAUUAUUUACUUGAAAGGAGGGAUUUGGCGAUCGACUUCAUCUUCUCCCUUGCGCUCAUAGAAGUGCUGAAGCAGAUGCCGCUGCACCCCGUACCCGACAGCUCGGUCAACGAGGUCAUCAACUCAGCCUUUCAGCACUUUAGAUACAAAGAAGGAUAUCACGGUCCGAACACUGGCAACAUGCACACUGCAGCAGACCUUUACGCCGAGGUCAUUGGCGUACUGGCUCAGUCCAAGUUUCCUGCCGUGAAGAAGAAGUUCAUGACGGAGCUGAAGGAGCUCAGGCAGAAAGAGCAGAGUCCAUAUGUAGUGAAGAGUACCAUUAGCCUCAUCAUGGGAGUCAAGUUCUUUCGAAUUAAGAUGUAUCCUGUUGAGGAUUUCGAAGCUUCAUUUCAGUUCAUGCAGGAAUGCGCCCAAUACUUCCUGGAGGUUAAGGACAAAGACAUUAAGCACGCCUUGGCUGGGCUCUUUGUUGAAAUUUUGAUUCCUGUUGCGGCAGCGGUGAAGAAUGAGGUGAACGUUCCCUGCCUGAGGAACUUUGUGGACAGCUUGUAUGACACAACGCUCGACCUGUCGGCCAGAAAGAAGCAUUCGCUGGCGUUUUACCCGCUCGUGACUUGCCUGCUGUGCGUCAGCCAGAAGCAGUUCUUCCUCAACAGAUGGCACGUCUUCCUCAACAACUGCCUCUCAAAUCUCAAGAGUCGAGACCUCAAGCUGGCUCGCGUGGCGCUGGAGUCUCUGUAUCGCCUGCUGUGGGUCUACAUGAUCAGGAUCAAGUGCGAGAGUAACAUUGCAACGCAAGGCCGCCUCAACACCAUUGUAACGACGCUUUUCCCCAAAGGCUCUCGCAGUGUGGUGCCGAGAGACAUGCCUCUCAACAUCUUUGUCAAAAUCAUCCAGUUUAUUGCACAGGAAAGACUUGAUUUUGCGAUGAAAGACAUUAUUUUUGACCUCCUGUGUGUGGGGAAACCUGCAAAAGCCUUCAGUCUUAAUCCGGAGAGAAUGAAUAUCGGUCUGAGAGCUUUCCUGGUGGUGGCGGACAGACUUCAGCAGAAGGACGGCGAGCCGCCGAUGCCCAACACCGGCUGCACUUUACCCUCGGGGAACACGCUGCGAGUAAAGAAGACCUACCUGAGCAAAACGCUAACGGACGAGGAGGCCAAAGUCAUCGGGAUGUCCCAGUAUUACUACCACGUGCGUAAGGCUAUUGACAACAUCCUAAGACACCUGGACAAGGAGGUGGGACGCUGCAUGAUGAUGACCAACGCUCAGAUGUUGAACAAAGAGCCCGAGGACAUGAUCACGGGUGAAAGGAAGCCCAAGAUUGACUUGUUCAGGACGUGCGUGGCAGCCAUUCCUCGCAUGAUGCCCGACGGGAUGUCAAAGACGGAGCUCGUCGACCUGCUCUCCCGACUGACGAUCCACAUGGACGACGAGCUCCGACUCAUCGCUCAGAACUCUUUGCAAAGUCUGCUGGUGGACUUCUUGGACUGGCGGGAAGAGGUGCUGUUCGGGUUCGCCGGCUUUGUGCUACGUGAGGUCCAUGACUCCCACCAGGGGCUGUUAGACGGGUCGCUCAAGCUACUGCUGCAGCUCCUCACCCAGUGGAAACUGACGGCAGCGGUGGCGGGGAAGAGCUACCACGUGGCUAGGAUACACACUGCCGAGCUGCUGCAGACAAGCUCCGGCGUGAAGACGGCGGCUGAGCGAGGCCCCCACGCCGCCGUCUUGCAUGCCAUAGAGGGCCUGGCCCUCAUGCUGCUCUGCUCCUGCCGGCUCAGCACUCGAAGGCUCGCCGUCGCCGUGCUCAAGGAGAUCCGCAGCCUCUUUGCUGCGGUCGGGCAGUCGGAGGAUGACGAUAAGCCAAUGAUCGAGGUCAUGGACCAGCUCAGCCCUGUGAUCGUGGACAGCUUCGUCAGCGUGGCCGUCUCUGACACAGACGGCACAUCCGCCGGCCCCCACGUGGACCUCCAGUGGCUCGCCGAGUGGAACGCCCGGCUGGGCAACAGCCACUACGACAUCCGCAGCCCAUCGCACGUGUGGAUCCUGGCGCAGUCGGUGAAAGACCCGUGGGUGCUGUGCAUGUACAGCCUGCUGCGACAAGACUACCUGCCCAAGCAUUGCCCCACCGCCCUCGGCUACGCGUGGCCCUACGCCUUCGCUCGGCUGCAGAUGCUCAUGCCAUUGGUCGACCCCAAUCACCCGGCGAAUGCGAAGAAGACCAGCAGCACCUCGAGCAGCGCCGACAACUACGUGACUCUGUGGAGGAACUAUUUGAUCCUUUGCUUCGGGGUGGCCAAGCCCAGCAUCAUGAGUGCGGGUCACCUGAGAGCAACCACACCCGAGAUCGCCGCGGCCACGCCCGACAGCGCCGCCAGCUGCGACAACAAGGUGGUCCCAGGCUGCCCGUCCGUGGCUUGGCUCCUGAAGCAGUUGGUCCCCCUCAUGAGGUCGGAGAGCGUGGAGCUGACUGAGGCUUUGGUUCUGGGCUUUGGCCGCACUAACUCCCUCGUCUUCAGGGAACUUGUGGAGGAACUGCAUCCGCUCAUGAAGGAAGCACUGGAAAGGAGACCUGAGAAUAAGAAGCGGCGUGAACGCCGGGACCUUCUGCGACUUCAACUGCUGCGCAUUUUCGAGCUGCUGGCAGAUGCGGGUGUAAUCAGUGACAGUACAACCGGGGCUCUGGAGCGUGACACUCUCGCCCUGGGUGCCCUCUUCCUGGAGUACGUGGAUCUGACGCGGAUGCUCCUGGAAGCCGAGAACGACAGAGACGCGGAGAUCCUCAGGGACAUUCGAAUUCACUUCAGCGCCAUGGUGGCCAACCUCAUUCAGUGUGUGCCAGUGCACCACAGGCGCUUCCUGUUUCCGCAGCAGAGCCUCCGACAUCAUCUUUUCAUCCUCUUCAGUCAGUGGGCGGGGCCCUUUAGCAUCAUGUUCACCCCCUUGGACCGCUACAGUGACAGGACUCACCAGAUCACGCGCUACCAGUAUUGCGCCUUAAAGGCCAUGUCUGCCGUGUUGUGCUGCGGCCCGGUCUUUGACAACGUGGGCCUCUCUCCGGAUGGCUACCUCUACAAGUGGCUGGACAACAUCCUAGCCUGGCAGGACCAGCGGGUCCACCAGCUGGGAUGUGAAGUGGUCAUCCUGCUCUUGGAGCUCAACGCCGACCAAGUCAACCUGUUCAACUGGGCCGUGGAUCGCUGCUACACGGGCUCCUACCGGCUCGCCUCAGGUUGCUUCAAGGCUAUUGCGAUGGUGUGCGGCCGCAGAAACUACCCAAGCGAUAUAGUGACGCUGCUCAAUCUGGUCCUCUUCAAGGCAUCCGAUGCCAGCAGAGAGAUUUAUGAAAUUUCUAUGCAACUGAUGCAGAUUCUCGAGGCCAGGCUGUUUGUGGACUCCAAGAAGAUGGCUGGGCAGAAGCCUAACGGCAUCCUUUACGGCACUCACGCUGGGUUGCCGCCUCUCUACAGCAUCUCGCUCCCUCAGCUCUCCAGCCAGUUGGCCAGGAUGUAUCCUGAACUCACGCUCCCGCUUUUUUCAGAGGUUAGCCAGAGGUUCCCCAGCACCCACCCCAACGGGAGACAGAUCAUGCUGACUUAUCUCCUACCCUGGCUCAGCAACAUAGAGCUGGUAGAUAGCGGCCUGCUGCUCCCGGCCUUCACGCCGUCUUCCUCCUCCGACGACUCCUCUACAAGGGGGCGCACCUCUGCCUCCCCCCAGCAGAUUCUGAGGGGAACCGGCUGGGGCUCCCAGCAAGCCACGUCCCUGGUGCUCAACAACCUCAUGUACAUGACCGCCAAGUUUGGAGAUGACUUACCAGGAUCUGAAAUGGAAAAUGCCUGGAAUGCUUUGGUGUGCAACGAAAAGUGGAGCCACAACCUGCGAACCGCGCUGCAAUUUCUCAUCAGCCUAUGUGGCGUCAGCAGCGACACAGCGCUCCUGCCGUUCAUUAAGAAGGUGGUGAUCUAUCUGUGUCGAAACAACACCAUGCAAACCAUGGAGGAGUUGAUUUGGGAGUUGCAGCAGACGGACCCGGUCAACCCGAUGGUCCAGCACUGCGACAGCCCGCCGUUUUAUCGUUUCACCGCCUCGAGCAAGGCCGCUGUCAACGCAGCGUCAGGAACCGCAUCGAGUGCCAAUAAUGUGGUGGCAGGACAGGAGAGCUUCCUGGAUGCAGAUGAAUACAAGACAAAGGACAAUGAGGAGAGGCUCAGCCAUGUCAUGCGAGCUCACCACCGCCUGGAAUCUGGCUACAGCAACAGUUCGGGAGGGUCAUAUGAUGAAGGUGGUGAACCUCUCCCCCCUUAUGCUGACUGGCUGAUGGCCGUGGUUGAAAGCAACCGCCCCCUUCCUCUGCCGAUGCCUGUCAACGGCGGUUGCUGGGCUCCUCUGGUGGACUUCCUGCCCGAGACCCUCACCCCGAGAGGACCUCUACACAGGUGUAACAUAGGAGUCAUAUUCAUGACAGAGAUGGUGGUGGACCACAGUGUACAGGAGGACUGGGCCCUGCACCUCCCGCUGCUGCUGCAUGCCUUAUUUUUGGGCAUGGACCACUACCGUCCGGAGGUAUAUGAGCACAGCAAGCGUCUCCUCCUUCACCUGCUCAUCGCGCUGUCCUGCCGCCACAACUUCCAGGCCGUCGCCUCGGUGCUGCUGCAGAACCGCCAGCUCGACGAAGCCAAGACUCUCACUUGCCAGCCCGCCCUUCAGCCCGAGUUCAUAACAUCAGGAGCUUUUGACUUUCUGAGGGAGGGUCAGGCAUCUCCCGUGCCGGACUCCGGUCUGAGUUCCUCCUCCACGUCGUCCAGUCUGAGCCUUGGCGGGAGCAGCGGCAACCUGCCCGACAUCUCGGACGAGCUGGCGGCCCGCGCCACCGCUGACAAAAAGACCGGCAAGCUCAUUGAGUUUUUGACCACCAGAGCACGUGGACCCAUGUGGUGCCACGAGGACAUUUCACCCAAGAAUCAUGUUUCAAAAAGUACAGCCCAGCUAACAAACUUCUUGCGCCAUGUCAUGUCCGUGUUCAAAGAACCUGAAUCCCAGCUGGAGCAGCAGCUGAGCAACGUGGCCCUGCACACGGCCCUGUGCAGUUCCUCGCGUCAUUACGCCGGGCGCUCCUUCCAAGUGUUCCGAGCACUGCGCCAGCCCAUCUGCGCGCAUGCCGUCUCCGAUUUGCUCUCCAGGCUGGUAGAGGUCGUCGGGGAACACGGAGAGGAAGUGCAGGGCUACGUGAUGGAAGUUUUACUCACGCUGGAAUCCGUGGUGGACAACUUGGCCGAGUGCCUCAAGAAUAAUGACUUUAUGGCCAUCUUGACCAGAGCGUCAUCUCCGGAUCUCCUUACCACGCUGACGUUGAUGUCCAACAGGAAGAGCACGGGGCAGCUCUACCGCCCCAGAGAAGAGCGCAGCCGGCAUCAGAGGAGCUCCUCCGUGCCGAAGAAGUUCGGCGAGGCGGACAGGUGGACCGACCCGCCUCGCAGCGCCACCCUGGACCGCAUCCAAGCGUGCGAGCAGCAGCCCCCGGCGGGCAAAAACCGCAGCCCGUCGUCCUCCAAGGACAUCGUCUCGGACCCGGCCAACGUCAACCACCCCGGCAACCUCCUGGCCACCGUCUUCUGGGUGGCCGUGUCGCUGAUGGAGUCCGAUUUUGAGUUUGAGUACCAAAUGUCGCUGAGGCUGCUGGACAAGCUGCUGGGCCACGUGUCGCUGGACAAGCGGGAGAACCGCGACAGGCUGGAGAAGCUGCAGGGCCAGCUGAAGUGGAGCAGCUUCACGGGCCUCCAGCAGCUGCUGCUCAAGGGCUUCACGUCCGCCACCACCGUCGACCUCACGCUGAAGCUCUUCUGGCAGCUCACGCCCGUUUCGCGGGUGUCCGUGGUGGACACCUCACAAGCUAUUGGUUUCCCCUUGAACGUCCUUUGCCUGCUCCCACAUCUUGUGCAGAAUUUUGAUGGGCCCACACACUUCUGUCAGGAUGUCGCCGAAAGGAUCGCACAGGUGUGCCUUGACGAGAAAAAUGACAAGCUCUCCAACCUGGCCCACGUCAUGACUCUUUACAAGACGCACUCUUACACCCGCAACUGCUUCUCGUGGGUCAACGUGGUGUGCAGGUACCUCCACGAGGCCUUCUCGGACAUCACGCUCAACCUGGUCACGUAUAUGGCGGAGCUGUUGGAAAAAGGUCUCCCCAGUAUGCAGCAGACAAUUUUACAGAUCAUCUACAGUCUGCUGAGUCACAUGGACCUGAGUGGGAUCCAAGCCAAAACUUUCAACAUGGAAGUCCUCAGGACCAUCGAGAAAUUUGCCCAGACGGCCCACUGGAGGGAAGCGCUGAACAUCCUCAAGUUGGUGGUGAGCCGCUCGGCCAGUUUGGUGCAGCCCUCCGGGGACCUCUCCUACGAGGACAUCAGCCGAGUGUGGGAGCGCUCGUCUAAGGCCUUGCCUGGGAAAACGCUGGAUUUCCACUUUGACAUAUCCGAGACGCCCGUGAUCGGUCGGCGCUACGAUGACCUGCGUCCCUGCCCGGUCCGAGACGGCAAGAGUAGAAGCGCGGCGGUGACGCGCAGCACCUCCUCCUCCUCCGGCUCCCUGGGGUCCACGUCCAAGAACGUCUUGGUGCCGGUCAGCUGGAAGAGGCCUCAGUCUUCCCAGAAAAGAACCAGAGAGAAACUUGUGCACGUUUUAUCUUUGUGCGGGCAGGAAGUGGGUCUCACAAAAAACCCUUCGGUGAUUUUCUCGAGCUGCGGCGAGCUAGAUCUGAUGGAGCACCAGCCGAGCCUGGUUUCAUCCGAAGACGGAACUCGAGAAGCCGACACGGUGGACGACACCACCUCGGAGCAGCAGUUCCGGGUCUUCCGAGACUUUGACUUCCUGGAUGUGGAGCUUGAAGACGGAGAGGAGUUGCAGGGUGAGACGGUGGACAACUUCAACUGGGGUGUGCGCCGACACUCGGUCGACAGCCUGGACCAGAGCGACCUGCACGCACUGGAGGAGAGCCACCUGUCCAGCAGCAUGCCCAGCCUGAGCCGCGUCACUGGCGAAGACGACUCGGAGGAGUCCUCCUCCGAGGAGGAGGAGGGGGAGGAUUCCCUCUCGGCCAGCCAAAUCCUCUCCCGCUCGCAGCUAGCCGGCGACCUCUCCCCAACCGCCGAGAUCCAUAACAUGGAUUCUCCCUCCUUUUGUAGCAACAUGUCGGCCAACUCCACGCCUCUCAGCAGCAAAAAUCCCAGUUUCGAGGUCCAACUGCCGGAGGACUCGAAGCAGCGGUUUUUACAAGCAGAUGAAGACACAAACGUGGAGGACACGUCGCCGUCCGUAAGCUCCCUCCCUCCCGAGUUUCACUGCGGCGACACUCUGGAGGCUCCGCCUACUCUCUACAAAGAUCCGGACCUCCACAGCUUCUUGCCCAGCCUCGCAGAGGAGGAGCGAGAUGACGUCACGGUGGGCUCGGGCUCUUCGCCGCCACCCUCGCCCUUCUUCUCCGCCAUCCUGGCGGCAUUCCAGCCGGCGGCGUGCGACAACGCCGAGGAGGCCUGGCGCGCCCACCUAAACCAGCUGGUGUGCGACUCGGACGGCUCCUGCGCCGUCUACACCUUCCACGUGUUCUGCUGCCUCUUCCAGAGUAUCCAGAGCAAAUUUAGCUCACUGACCUGCGACGCUGUGAGUUACCUCAACGACAGCCUGAGAGGAUUAGGAGCAAAGUUGCUGAGGUCGUCUCAAAUGCUGACCACGUGUGCCGAGUGCCCCUUGUUGUUUAUUGACGCCGACACAAUCAUGUCGUACGGUCUCCUGGAUAAAAUGAAAUUCAGCGUGCUGGAGCUGCAAGAGUACCUGGAUACUUACAACAGCAAAAAGGAGGCAACACUCACGUGGCUGAGCAGCUGUAAGGCCACCUUCCUCCGAAGUCCUGACACGACACGCCAACCCAUGGAGCAGGAGGAAAAGCAAAUGGAAUCUCUUGCUCAACUGGAGCUGUGUCAAAGACUCUACAAACUCCACUUUCAGCUGUUACUGCUGUUUCAGUCCUACUGUAAGCUGGUCGAGCAGGUCUACGCAAUCAGCUCUCUUCCCAAACUCAGCAACAUGUCCCGAGAGCUGAGCGACUUGAGGAGCCAGUUGAGAGCGGCGUCGUUGGAAGAUGACAAAAGGGCGCCAGGAGAGCCGUGCGCCUUCAGCUCGUCCGAGGCGGCCGUGCAGGCCAUCUUGGAAGUUCUCAAGAGCGGCGGCUUCACCUCGGCCAUUCGCUACAUUCGGGAAUGCAGAACAACGUGGCCCAACGACAUUUUCGGCAGCCCCUCGGAGGACGAGGUCCAGACCCUGCUCAGCAUUUACUUCCGUCACCAGACGCUGGGCCAGACGGGCACCUUGGCUCUGGUGGGCUGCAAACGGGACCUGAGUGACGUCUCGGCCAAGCUGACCGAACUCAACGGGGAGAUGCGCGACGUGAUUGGCCGGGUACGCGGCUACUGGGCCGUCGCCGCCUUCCUGCCCGACGCCAAGGUGUCGGGAUCCAGCCUCUGAUCGCAAUGCGCUCGACGGCUCUUCUUGCACUACUGACGCGGCAUUCACACGCAACUGCGCCCGAAAAGAGUUCAUGCCGCUUCUUUGGUCACCACCGCUUUUCCCUUUCCCCCUCAAAAUUCUACACACCGACAUGAAAAACAUUUUUGACAGGGUGCAUAUGGGCAAACACUCACACAAGAUACCAAUAUGAAAUGUAUUUAUUUUUUGCUCUUUUCUUGAAAAUAAGAAACAAAAGUCCCAUAUCCAUAAAUGUUGACAGUCUUUGCCCAAUACAUUUUUUAUGCACCUUAUCUUAUCACAGGCUGAAAUCUUCUUGACUCUGCCACAAGCUUGGCACACCGAUUUCUGGGCACUUUGGCACAAUAUAUACUUACCGGCCGCACACUAAACAGAUAUAACAUACCAAAGCUUUGCAAUUCAUCUUAAAGGGGAAUUGUGCAAUUUUCUUUCACACACGUGGAAGAAUUUUACUGUGCAGUAAAGAAUGUAUUUGAAAGGAAAACGUAAGAAGGGAGGACGUAUUACUUAGUGAUGUGUGUGUGUGCUUGUGUACGUGUGGGAUUUUAUCCGGCGGCUAUUUUAGAUGGGAAUUACGGACGCCGAUUUAAAUGGACUGUAGUCAAACUACUUUGAAAUGCUGCAGAUCUACUGUAAUGCUAUGAGUGCGUUAUGCAUUACAAAAAAAAAAGUACUUUGUAUUUGGAACAGCUUUUUAGCAAAUGACAUUUAUAUUUAAGGAAAACAUUAUUUUUUUGAGCCUGUUACACACUUCUUAGUUUCUUUGUGAACAAAACUAUUUUCAAUGAAUAACUGUACAUAGCGCUAUUGGAAGCUUUAUUCGAGUCUAUUUUUAUCAACUUGCAAUGUGACUUGCCUGCGAUUGGCUGGCAAUCAGUUCAGGGUGCAGCCCGCCUACUUCCCCGAAGAAAGCUGGGAUAGGCUCCUGCACGCCCGAGACCUUCAGGUUUGGAUAAUGGUUGGAUAGAGUGCGAUUUGCAUAUACAGUGAGUAGAAGAGAUGCAUAUUUUUAAAGAUGUAGAAGUUGUAGUUGGAUGUUGUAAAUAGUCUUUGCCAUGUCCUGAAUUUGGUGUUGUGUACACUUAAUGUUACAAUUAAAAAUAAAAUGUACCUUUGUCAAAUAUU